AUGGUUACUCUUCUCUCAAGGAAGAACCACCUCUCUUCCUCACCUUUAUCUUCCUUCACACUCGUCCUCUUCCUCACAUCAUGUCUACUCGGCACCUCCUACACCUCCCAUAACAACAACCGCAACCUCGUCGCAGCAGAGACACCCCUAUCCCACGACCAACUCUACUCUCAAUACGGUUUUGUCAAGAACUGGGCCGCCCCCAUGCCCGGCACCCCCAUCGCCGCUUCGGGUGUCAACACCACCCAACCAGGAGUCGACACCGGUGCCGGGUACAUCCUUCAUAACUGGUCGACCAACUAUAAGACCAUCACUGUUGGCGCCAACGAUAUCUCCUUUGUCGCCGACCCCUACCCCUCUACUUCUCCCUCCCCAGCACCAGCAAGUAGCAGCAACUCGACAGUGAAUGCGGUCAGCCAGGUGAUGCAGAUAAACUAUCCAAAGGGAUCUUAUGCACCCAAGGCCGGACCCGUUACGGGCGGAACGUCCUUCUAUGCCAUACCCUUUGGCGAUGACACGCCCUUUGAGAAAAUGAUGAUCAGCUACGACGUUGCAUUCCCUACUGGAUUCGACUGGGUCCUGGGAGGCAAGCUGCCAGGGAUCUAUGGAGGACACCCCCACGAAUGUUCGGGAGUAUACGCAUAUAUCCCAGUGGCGGACAACUCGAACUUUUGCAAGAACCCAAAUGUCCAAUGCAACGACCAAUACGGGAAAUCCAUCGGCCGGGGACUCCUCUACUUCCCUCCAGGGACCUGGACUCGCAUCGACAUGGUCAUGCAACUCAACGAACCCGCAGGUUACAACAAUGGAAUCCUCGACGUCUACAUCAAUGGCCUCAAAUUCACCUCCAUGAACACAAUCCCUUACAGGACAACGGGGAUGGUGGGUUUCCAGGGACUGAUGUUCUCGACAUUCUUUGGUGGCAGCACGCCUAGUUAUGGGACUCCCGUCGAUACGAGUGUUUUCUUUCGGAAUGUGCAGUUGAGUGUUGGGGAGCCCGCGACGUUGUAUGAGGGCAAUGGCGGGACUCCAGCUGCUGGUGGCAAAAUUGUUGGAUCGAGAGCCACUCUUGAGAGUUUGGUGUUUUCUGUCUUUGCUAUCCUUCUCGGCGUCUUCUUUGCUACAGAGCAAAAAAAAAAGAACAUGAUCAAGUCCGUCCUCAUCUUCAAUAACCAUGGCAACCCACGCCUGACAAAAUUCUACCAACCUAUCGACAUUGCAACACAACAAGCGCUCAUCAAAGAGAUCUUCCAGCUCAUCUCAAAACGACCCGACACCGUCUGUAAUUUCCUCGAGGGCUCGCAGAUGUUGGGUGGCCGGGAUACCCGUGUCAUCUACCGCCACUAUGCGACUUUGUACUUCGUCUUUGUUGUGGAUGAAUCUGAGAGUGAACUCGGGAUCCUGGACCUUAUCCAAGUCUUUGUGGAGAGUUUGGAUAGGUGCUUUGAGAACGUCUGCGAAUUGGACUUGAUCUUCCACUUCAAAGAGGUACACGAUAUCUUGGCCGAGGUCAUCACAGGCGGCAUGGUGCUGGAGACGGAUAUUGGCGAUAUUGUGGCGGCAGUACAGGAGGCAGGGAGACUUGCCAAAAAGCCUACAGGACUCUUGGCCCAAAAGUCGCCCUUCUAG
Messenger RNA from Linnemannia hyalina, 1629 nucleotides. The record is from the annotation of a GenBank genome assembly. Lineage: Eukaryota; Fungi; Mortierellomycota; Mortierellomycetes; Mortierellales; Mortierellaceae.